AUGGCCGCACCGAGCUUGGAUCAGCUGGUCAAGGGCUCUCCAGCCCCCAGUAACCGUUUACGCUCGAUCUCAGCGCCGUCUGCAGAACCAUUGACGCCCGGUCAAUCUUCCUACCCCUCAGCCUUGUCGGAUUCAUCGACACCUUCGCCUCCGUCCGCUCAUGAUCCUCUCUCGACCCUGCCUUCUUCGCCCCCGCAAAUAUAUCUGAAUCUGCUCAUUCUCGAAAGCUCACUUAGGGCUCAGUAUCUGGCGUUACGCGAACGCCGUCGGCAAAAUACAUUCUUCCUUCUCUUGCUAGCAGCAUGGAUUACAUACUUUGGUUACGCGCUGUUCCUGCGUCCCCGUGAAGACGGGCGCGGAGUUGGAGGGUCAGUAUACUGGGUUGUGGAGAUGUGGGAACGGGUUGCGCUUCUCGGGGGUGUGGUAACAGCACUCCUGGUCUGGGGCACUGGACAAUGGGAGCGUGGAAUCCGGUGGCCCCGGCGUUGGCUCGCCAUCGCAAACCGCGGUCUACGGACCAUGAACACCAAGAUAGUGGUUAUUCGAGGCCCAUGGUGGCAAGAGUUGCUCUCAUACCUCUCGUUUUUGUUCCCAUUCUCCACGCCGUUUUUCUCCUCUGCAGUAGGAGAUUUCCACUACCUCGACCGACCUCUAUCCGAAAAGCGCAGCGGCCGCGCUUCCCAGCAGUAUUAUUACAAUAUUGACCCAGAAACUGGGCUUGUGGAGGAAGACCUCAGCCCCGGAGGAGACCAUAUUCGACUUCUUCUGCUGCCGAAGUUGUUCUCGCCCGAGUUCAGAGGUAAUUGGGAUGACUAUCGCACCGACUUUUGGGACAAGGAAAACGAACGACGCGCUCAACUUCGCGAGAAAUUGCGCCAGAGAGAGCGCCAGAUAGCUCGACAUGAGAGGUCAUGGUUCUGGUGGACCGGUAUUGGCUGGAAGGCGUCGCGACGUCGUCGUCUCGCCGCGUCCACGCUACAUAGGUCUAUUGAAGGUGAUAAAGGCCAUCGUCACCACCAUCAUUCCCACCCAAGCAUCUCCAAGUUAGCCCACGAAUCAAAGUCACCCCUCCGACGUUCGACGCGCUCCGACUCCCAUUCGCGUACUCCCUCGCGCAGCACCACUCCCAUCGACACGGAUGACCGACCCCCAUCCAGAUCUGGCUCCGGUCGACCCCGUCGAAGCAGCCUCACGCCAUCUACUCCUGGGUCAAGUACCGAACAGGUCCCACGUCGAAAGAGGGCCGGGUCGAAGACAUUGAACCGUGGCUUGUCUCCCUUGACGCAAGCGCAGAUCCGGGAGGGCGUACGCCCGCCUUCCGUCUCAUCAGAUGACUCAACCUCAACGUUGGGUUUGACGGUAGACAAGGAGAAGAAGAAAGAAGACAGUUUGGAAGGCUGA
Aspergillus mulundensis is the source of this 1401-nucleotide messenger RNA. RefSeq names its product Spo7-like protein. The record is from RefSeq and is a predicted model, not a curated record. The transcript has a single exon. Gene Ontology annotation, biological process: nuclear envelope organization. The coding region runs from base 1 to 1401 and encodes 466 amino acids. Gene Ontology annotation, cellular component: Nem1-Spo7 phosphatase complex. NCBI's taxonomy places the organism in Eukaryota, Fungi, Ascomycota, Eurotiomycetes, Eurotiales, Aspergillaceae. Gene Ontology annotation, molecular function: protein phosphatase regulator activity; phosphoprotein phosphatase activity.